AUGACGGACAGCAAUAUUAUGUUGACAAUAUUCUUGAUAACGUCUGUGUUGGCCGUUUCCAGCCAAUCGAAUUUUCAGUCGCAGCUAUGGGUUACGAAAAUUUUGUCCGAUGCUUUGGACGAAUACACGCCUGAUGGAGGGAUAGUGUGCAAACGUCAUGGACUGGAGUAUCGAAAAGGGUUGAGAGACCUUAAACUGUGGGCGACUCAAAUGUAUGACGCGUCAUCUAAAUUUCCUACGGGGAUCUUAGCUGGGAGAUCUUUUGACUUUGGAAAUUUUGACGAAUGUUUAAAGACUGUGACUACUGGUUUGGAAUUAAGUCCUCAAUAUUGUAUUAUCAGCAUUCGUUUUUUACCUACUGCGAAAUUGUAUCCGAAUUAUAACAACAUAACACCUUCUAAUCUAAAUCCAACAGACUCUGUGUGGGAAUCUACUAAGAAUGAUACUGGUUUGAUGAAAAUGCAACGCAACGAAAUCAAUACAGCACUCUGUGUACCUUCGUCAUGUUCAGAUUCAGAUAUACAGACAACAUUAUCACCUAAAAUAAUUUCUGCAUUUCAUAAACAUCAACUUACGACCACUGUUACUGUGAAUUCAAUUUAUUGUACUACUCAACAGGAACUCCAACCACCAAAGUUAUUGGGAUAUCGAAUAUUUUGGGGAGUCCUGUUACUUAUUAUAUUAUUGACUAUCAUCGGAUCACUAUGCGACAUAUACAAAGUGGAAGAAAAUCAAUAUGAUUACAAAUCAUUUUUUAUGGCAUUCUCAUUUCCGGCUAACAUAAAACGGUUAUUUUUGGCCAGCAAUAAAACCGAAAAUCUAUCUUGUAUUGACAUUUUAAAGACUCAUGCAUGCAUUCUAAUCAUAGCUGGACAAAGAAUGUUGCAUAGUACUGGUCAGCCACUACAAAACCCUAAAAAGCUUGAAGAGGUAGCCUUACAUUUAUCGUAUGUUAUGAUUCGCAAUGGAUCAUUGGUUGUCGAUUUCUUUUUCGUUAUCAGCGGUUUCCUAACAUUUUAUUUUCUCUAUGAUGAGCUAGUCAACACAAAAAUCAUAAACGUACCAUUACUCUUGCUUUGGAGAUGGCUGAGAUUAAUGCCUGUGUACGGUUUAAUGAUAGCGUUUCAUACAUUUGUUUUAUUACACUUGGCUGAUGGUCCAUUAUGGAAAAAAAUAGCUAUUCAAGAAUCAGAUUACUGUCAAAAUAGUUGGUGGAGCAAUCUUCUGUUCAUAAAUAACUACGUACACGCCGACCGUCCAUGUAUUAUUCAAUCGUGGUAUUUGGCGUGUGAUAUGCAAUUCUUCAUCGCCGGUAUCAUACUUGUGUAUUUUGUGUGGAAAUACCAAAAGUAUGGAGUCUACUUAAUGUGGGCUACGAUAUUUCUGUCGUGUCUGAUCCCGGCUUGUGUCGUAUAUACUCAUCAGUUUUAUCCAACAUUUUUGAGUAAUAUUUCGAUCUUAAAUUAUCUACCAGAUCACCAAAGUUACACAAUGUUAUAUGUACCUAGUCACACAAGAUCGACACCGUACUUCGUGGGUAUAUUUGCGGCAUAUGUGUACCGGUACUUGAAGCUCGAUAAACCGAAGUUUCGUUUUCCGUAUUCGAAAACUUUGAUGACGAUACUCAUUACACUCUAUCCAUUAUUUCUAAUGACCAUCCAAGUGUUUUACGUUCACGAAUACAAUUUAUGGCUAAGCGUGAUAUACACGUUCAUGUACCGAAUGGUGUUCGCUACGAUUGUCUCCAUAUUUAUAAUAAUAUCCGCCAUAAAUGGAUUUUUUAAAGGUUUGUGGAUACGAAUAUUUAUACCAUUAAGUAAAUUAACAUAUGGAGCAUAUUUGGGAGGGCUAUCAUUGCAAUUACUUCAAGUAGCAUCGAUGAGAUCACCAACAUAUUACAAUGAUAGUCUUUUGGUAAGUAAUGAAAUUAGUAAAUAA
Messenger RNA from Macrosiphum euphorbiae (potato aphid), 1938 nucleotides. The record is from the annotation of a GenBank genome assembly. NCBI's taxonomy places the organism in Eukaryota, Metazoa, Arthropoda, Insecta, Hemiptera, Aphididae.